UGGAGAUGGAAAUGGAAAUUUAGCAGCCGUAAAACCCCGAGACCGACCGACGGACGGACGGACGGAAUAAACCAUGCCGCAGGUGGCCGCUCCUCUCCGCCUCCUCCUCCCCCUCUCUCAAACCCUAGCCCCCGCCCCUCUCCUCCACCUCUCGAGCCGCCUCUUCGCCUCAUUCGGGCGCGCCACCAGCCUCCGCGCCCUCGCCUACCGCGGCCAGCCCGGCCGCCGCCACCACCACUCCCGCCGCGGGAGCAGCACGCUCAGGAAGGCCCCUAAGGAGGAGAUGGACGGCUGCGGGGACAAGGAGGCGGCGUUCAACAGGAAGCGGGCGGAGGGGAGGGACGGCUCCAAGCGCGGGACCAUGGAGCUUAAGACCCGCAGGCUCAACCCCGUCAACACCACCUGCUACGUGCAGAUACUUGGUACAGGAAUGGACACACAGGACACUUCACCUUCAAUUUUACUCUUCUUUGACAAACAAAGGUUUAUAUUUAAUGCCGGCGAGGGUCUUCAACGUUUCUGUACUGAACACAAGAUAAAGUUAUCAAAGAUUGACCAUAUCUUUUUGACUCGUGUGUGCUCUGAAACUGCAGGGGGCCUUCCAGGGCUGGUGCUAACUCUAGCAGGCAUUGGAGAUGAGGGCAUGUCGGUGAACAUAUGGGGCCCUUCUGACCUUGAUUUUUUAGCCGGGGCAAUGAGAUCUUUUAUCCCAAAUAGAGCGAUGCUUCACACACAUAGCUUUGGUGUUGAACGAAAUGAAUCUUCUUCACAAUCUAAAGACUCCAUUGUUAUUCUUGAUGACGAAGUAGUUCGAAUAUCUGCAAUGUUUGUCAAACCAAGGUACCACAAUGGAGCUGGUAGCUUCAAGGAUACUGACUUGAAGCCUGGUGAUACUGCUAUAGUCUAUGUGUGUGAAUUGCCAGAAAUUAAGGGAAAGUUUGACCCUGCUAAGGCCGCUGCCCUUGGUCUUAAGCCUGGGCCAAAGUAUCGUGAGCUUCAACUUGGGAACUCUGUGCAGUCUGAUCAAUUCGAUGAAAUGGUUCAUCCUAGUGAUGUUCUUGGUCCGUCAAUUCCUGGACCAACUGUUCUUCUGGUGGAUUGCCCUACACAAUAUCAUAUGCCAGAACUAUUUUCACUGCAACACCUUAGCUGCUUUUAUGAAGAUUCUUCCGACCAAACAGAGAGCGGCAAGAAAGUAAAUUGCAUAAUCCACUUAGGCCCAUCCUCUGUGACUAAAGCUGUUGACUAUCAGAACUGGAUGAAAAAAUUUGGUACAACGCAGCAUAUCAUGGCAGGACAUGAAAUUAAGAACAUGGAAAUUCCUAUCUUGAAAGGUAGUGCAAGGAUAUCAUCACGUCUCAAUUUUGUAUGCCCUCAGCUCUUCCCAGCCUCUGGGUUUUGGCCCGUAGAACCUGCAAAUGUUGUUACGGAGAAAAAUAAGAGUACUUUGUUGGAAGCCUGUGAAAGUGUGUCUGCGCAAAAUCUGCUGAAGUUUCAUCUGCGUCCAUAUGCUCAACUGGGGUUGGAUAGAGCUUCUAUUCCAAGCUUGUUUACCUACAAGGAUAUUGUGGAAGAGCUUUUAUCUGAGAUCCCAGAGGUUAGAGAAGUUCCUGAGCAGGUUCACAAAUUCUGGCAAAAUAAUGUUGACAAUAAAAAUACACUACCACCAGUUGGCAAUCUCAUGCUGAUGGUUGAAGAGCCAUGGAUCAGUCAAAAUUCUGGCAAGCUAGAUGAUGGCAUUCCUUCGCAAGAAAUUGUCUGGAGAAAGCAUCCAAAGGACAAUCAACAGAUCCCUUGUUGUGUGGAGAAUGCAACGAGGGAAGAUAUGGAGAUUACUUUUUUGGGUACAGGUUCAUCCCAGCCUUCAAAAUAUCGGAACGUAAGUUCCAUCUAUAUUAACCUUUUUUCAAAGGGAGGUAUACUUCUUGACUGCGGUGAAGGAACUUUAGGACAAUUGAAAAGGAGGUUUGGUGUAAAUGGUGCCGAUGAAGCUAUUAAAAGUUUGAGGUGUAUUUGGAUUUCCCAUAUUCAUGCUGAUCACCACACAGGGUUAGCUAGAGUUCUUGCUUUGAGGUCUAAAUUGUUGAAGGGGAUGCCUCACAAGUCCUUGCUUGUGAUUGGACCAAGACCACUUGAGAGAUUUCUAAAUGCAUAUUCAACACUUGAGGAUCUUGAUAUGCACUUCCUAGACUGCAGGCACACUUUGAAGCCUAGUGUUGAGGCUUUUCUCAAUGAAAAUGUUACCGAAUCGGCCAUGCCUCAACUUGAGAGCACCAUGUUUGCCCCUGGAAGUAGAAUGGAGAACUACAACAGGAAGCCUGCAAGUCCAAGGGAUACUACAGCUCUUACUAACUUCAAAGAAGUUCUACAGGAAUUAGGUUUGGAGAUUCUGUACAGUGUCCCCGUAGUACACUGUCCACAGGCAUUUGGAGUUGUUUUGAGAGCCAUGGCGAAGGUGAACAGCGCUGGAAAGGUUAUUCCAGGCUGGAAAGUGGUAUACUCGGGCGACACACGACCCUGUCCAGCUCUUAUAGAUGCAUCCUCAGAUGCCACGGUGCUAAUACAUGAGGCAACAUUUGAGGACAGUAUGAAGGACGAAGCAAUUGCGAGGAACCAUAGUACAACAAAGGAAGCCAUAGAAGUAGGCACAUCAGCUGGAGCAUACCGGAUAAUUUUGACCCACUUCAGCCAGAGAUACCCAAAAAUCCCAGUUAUUGAUGAGGUUGAUAUGGAGAAGACGUGCAUUGCCUUUGAUCUGAUGAGUGUAAACCUCGCGGAUUUGCCUGUUUUGCCCAAGGUUCUACCACACCUGAAGGUCCUGUUCAAGGAUGAGCUGGUAGUGGACGAAUCUGAUGAGGCUUUACGGUUCAUCAAAUACGCAGUUGGAAAAUCUGGUACUGAUUUCAAACGGGAAAUGCAAAGGCACUCGGCGGCUAUGCGUCAACUUGUUCACUACAAAGGCCACCCUGAUCCCUUAAGAGGGGAUGCCCUUAAUAAGGCUGUCCGCGAAACUGCAAACGAGUCUAUAGCUGCAGUUUUCUCCACAGAGGACCCUAAAUCUGCUGUUGCAACAGAAAGUAUUGGCAAGCGAAUACAGGGCUUUGGAAAUACUAAUUAUGAGCCAUCAAGAGAUGACAAGAAGUCUUUCCUUAGUGAACUUAGUGUUGUAGUGGGUAUUGGGAGUGCUUCCAUUAAGCAGGGUUUGAGCAACUUUGCUGCAGCACAUGCAAUGACGACAAAUGAUAAUGGUGGCACAUACAAAAGCCCUAACCUCCGUAAGUCUUUGACCACAGAAUCUGAUAGAUAUGGUCGGUAUGAUCCAAGUGAAAUUCAAAGUGAGAGCCGUGCCUCAUCUGGUGCUUCAAAGAAUGUGGCUUCUAGUUCUUGGGGCCCAAUUCCAUCCAGUUCUGCACCAACUGAUGAUACUAGCUCGAGGCAACAAGGGGUUAAGAGUCGUGAAGAGAGACUUUUGGAGACAAUUGUUACUGCAAGUGGUGUGCGGUUGCAACCAACUCGAGAUGCUCUGCAGGUAUUUUUAACGGAAGCCACCAAAUUGGAUGCAGUUGCUUUGAGCCGUGCACUUGAGAGCAAACUGAAUUCUCCAUUAUGGCAGGUUCGCAUGAAGGCUAUUUGUGUGUUGGAAGCCAUUGUAAGGAAACAGGAUACCGAUCCCUAUUCUAUCAUCACAUCAUAUUUCAUCGAGAACAGCACUUCUGUUGUUAAAUGCUGUGAGCUGCCACAGGUUUCUCUCAGAGAGAAGGCCUCAAAGGUCUUGAGUCUGCUUGUUGGAGAACAACCUACGGGAACCACAAAUCUUUCAGCAACAAAAACCGCAAUAUCCCCUCCUGUCCAGAUGCCUGAUUUGAUAGAUACUGGGGAUCAAGAUGAUCAAGGAACUCAAAGUUCAGGACUGGAAAGCAACGGACAGAUUACUGAGAACAGUGCACAUGUUUCUUCAGUUGAUGAUUUACUUGGUGGUGAGCAUAUUGCUAAUAUAAGUAUGACCAGUGAUGCUAAUGGAAGCAAUCCAUUUGCAGAUGUAUCAUUCCAUGAGGCAGAGACUAAGGAGACUAAUGAUCUGUUCUCUGGGAUGACAGUAGAAGAGAAAUCAUCAGCUGCCAUGCAUGAUAACUCUCCUUCAAACAAAAAUGAAUUACCGGAUAUAUUUGGCAGCAAUCCUGAUCCGUUCAUCCAAGAAAGUGUUAUGGACCAAGGAACUGUCCAUGAUUUGAUGGCUGGUUUGAAUCUUAAUGGAACAGGCCAAGCUCAGCCUGCAGUUAAAGCAGAGCCCAAUAGUAACCUCAGUGGUUCACAGUUCUUUGACAUGAACAAUCAGACUAGCAAUGUGGCAAAUGUUGCAGCAUUGAAUGGUAUUCCUGGUCAAAACUCUUUUUACCAACAGGCUCCCUUGCAGUACAGCUUGCCUCAACAUAUGCUACUCAAUCAGUCAUUUCCUGGGCAACAAUUAAAUUAUGGUGCCAUGGGGAUUCUUCUUGCUCAGCAGCAGCAGCAGCUGCUGCAAAAUUUUGGAAAUUUCAAUACCGGACUCGGACAUUCAUCUUUCAAUUCAGUGAACAGUGGAAAUGUGUCUGUGCUUCCAGAUAUUUUCAAUUCAAGUAAUCAACCGCAAAAUCAUGUUGCAGUGAUGAGCAAUCCAAAGAAAGAUGACACUAAAGCUUUUGAUUUUGUCUCGGAUCACCUUGCAGCAGCACGUGGUUCAAGAAAGUGACCUGAAAAGCAGUGAGCAUGACCAUAGAUUGCGGCAAGAACAGAACUGCCGAACUGAAUGGAAAUGCUGCACGUCUCGUCACAGCUUGGCUGAUUAGCUUGCACGAAUCAUACGGUUGGUUGGUUUCGCAAGCCGUGCUGCAACAAAUGGUGAAAGAUUCUUGCAUAUGGUUGGAAGACGAGAUGUGCUGUAGCAUGUAUUUAGACAGGCCGAUUUUUAUGUUGAAAUAAAUUACAUCUUCCGACUUUAUGUGCUCUUCUUUUGAAGAGUCGGACGUUGUAUAUUUGCCACCUGCAGGUGGGUUUUUUAUUUUUAUUUCUCUUACUGUGCAAUUACAUGCUGGUUCUUUUGGUGGGAAUUGUAAAGCUUGUUACAUGAACAAGAGAAGAAAGAGUUCGGUUUCUUGUA
Messenger RNA from Phragmites australis (common reed), 5137 nucleotides. RefSeq names its product tRNase Z TRZ3, mitochondrial-like. The transcript is spliced from 16 exons. The record is from RefSeq and is a predicted model, not a curated record. Gene Ontology annotation, cellular component: mitochondrion. The coding region runs from base 74 to 4729 and encodes 1551 amino acids. Gene Ontology annotation, biological process: mitochondrial tRNA 3'-end processing. Lineage: Eukaryota; Viridiplantae; Streptophyta; Magnoliopsida; Poales; Poaceae. Gene Ontology annotation, molecular function: 3'-tRNA processing endoribonuclease activity.